Molecule: messenger RNA, 1062 nt
Organism: Aplosporella prunicola CBS 121167
Lineage: Eukaryota; Fungi; Ascomycota; Dothideomycetes; Botryosphaeriales; Aplosporellaceae
Exons: 3
Coding region: 1-1062 (353 amino acids)
Biological process (GO): mismatch repair
Cellular component (GO): MutLalpha complex
Molecular function (GO): ATP-dependent DNA damage sensor activity; ATP hydrolysis activity; ATP binding
Source: RefSeq, a predicted model, not a curated record
AUGCCGAUUGCAGCUCUUCCCCCAUCAGCCGUCCGUCAGAUCGGCUCCACUCAGGUCCUCGUCGAUCCUUCUUCCGUCGUCAAAGAACUCAUUGACAAUUCUCUCGAUGCACGCGCAACUAAUAUCUCUGUCGAGAUCUCCACGAAUACCAUUGAUGUCAUUCAAGUCAGGGACAAUGGUCACAGCAUUCCUGCAGAAGACAGACCUAUGGUUUGCCGACGAUACUGUACAAGCAAGAUUCGUGACUUUUCCGACCUGAAAGAUCUUGGUGGCAAGUGCCUAGGCUUUCGCGGCGAGGCUUUGGCAAGCCUAGCUGAAAUGUGUGGAAGCUUAAGCAUAACUGUAAGAGCGGAAGGAGAGCCAGUAGCAGCCUUGUUGAAGAUUGGGCGAAGUGGGAACAUCGAGUCGCAAGAAAAAAUGUCCCAUCCCGUUGGUACCACGGUCCGAGCAGCAAAUUUCUUCCAAGGUUUGCCUGUCCGCAAGCAAGAUGCACUGAAACAUUCGGCCAAAUACCUGAAACAUAUAAAACACCUCAUGCAAGCAUACGCCCUUGCUAGGCCAGCCACUAGAUUCUCUUUGAGGGUUCUCAAGUCAAAGUCCGACAAGGCCAACUUUAUUUACGCUCCCAAGCCCGGUGCCAGUGUCGAAGAUGCAGCGUACAAAAUCAUAGGAAUUAACAGCGCAAACCAGUGUACGUGGUCCAUCCUAGAGUCUCGCGGUUUUGGGAUUGAAGCAUUUCUGCCAAAGCCAAAUGGAGAAGCUGCCAAAGUUGGCAACCUUGGACAGUUCAUUUCCGUCGAUUCUCGUCCAGUCUCUACUAUGCGUGGGACGUUCAAGCAAAUUGCAUCCCUCUUUAAGGAAAAGUUGAAAAGGUCAAGUGCGAGCUUUGAAGGAGUGAAAGACCCCUUUCUUUGCAUGAACAUCAUAUGUCCUCCUGACAGCUAUGAUCCAAAUAUCGAGCCGGCGAAAGACGAUGUUAUGUUUGAUGAUGCCGCCAAAGUUGUGGAAGCUGUUGAGGAGCUUCUGCAGGUUCGCCAUUGGUCUGCCUCAGCAGGAGAAUGA